Messenger RNA from Clarias gariepinus (North African catfish), 4935 nucleotides. Its product is annotated as phosphatidylinositol-binding clathrin assembly protein. NCBI's taxonomy places the organism in Eukaryota, Metazoa, Chordata, Actinopteri, Siluriformes, Clariidae. Gene Ontology annotation, molecular function: phosphatidylinositol-4,5-bisphosphate binding; clathrin heavy chain binding; 1-phosphatidylinositol binding. The record is from RefSeq and is a predicted model, not a curated record. The transcript is spliced from 19 exons. Gene Ontology annotation, cellular component: clathrin-coated pit; synaptic vesicle; clathrin-coated vesicle. Gene Ontology annotation, biological process: clathrin-dependent endocytosis; synaptic vesicle budding from presynaptic endocytic zone membrane; clathrin coat assembly. The coding region runs from base 995 to 2863 and encodes 622 amino acids.
ACAAACCGGAAUAAACCGAAGGCGAGUGGAGGAACGCGGUUGGAGGGGGCUCAUAAAACACACUCCCCGCCGGAAUUUCUCCUCCUAUUGAUCCAGGACGGGGGAAAAAAAACGCUUUUUUUUUCCUUUUCACCCGUCGCGGUCGUACAGCUGGAUUAGUGGACUUCCUCUGUAAGCUUCAGGUCGGACGUGAGGUUUGAGCCGCGGAUCAGCUGAUGUGAGAAGCUUCAGGUUCCAAGUGAACGACACACUUUCAUUUCUGCUCGCCGCGCUCCAGUGUUAGCUCAGGGCUGUGUGUGUGUGUCUCAUGGCAGUAGAGGAGUGUAGAGGAACUAGCAGGAACAGUUUGAAGAGAGUUUAAGACGGACGUUAAACUUGGUAGUUUGUUCAGGAAGAGACUCGGAUUGUCGGUAAACACAGAGACUUACACUAUAUACAUAUAUACACAUAUAUACACACACACACACACGGAUUAGGACAGACUUGUUUAACCAGUCCCGGGGUACGUGGCGUUUCCUCCUCUGUCCUCUCUGUCUUCUGUGUCUCUGGUCCUGACCUGUCUGCACGGAUAGCUAGCUAUGUCCUUUUGUAAUCGUCCUAUAUGCUCAGAUUUCAGCUUUAGGUCCUGGACUCGGUUUGAACGCUGUUAUGGUUAUAUUAGCUAACAUCAGCUCAGGCACUCAGCUCAUCCCGGUGUAAAAUACACACACACACACACACACACACACACAUACACACACACCUGGGGUAAUAUUUGUACUAGAUAGGUAGCUAGAUUGUUUUUAUAUCACCAAAUCCACUAUUAAAAGAAAAGAGUGGCUGGAUUAGUAUUUCACUGGCUAAUCUUGUGGAUUUUUUAAAAAUAAAGAAAUCUAUAAGCAGUCACUUUACUGACUCGAGAUUUUCCUAAAUCCGCUCAUAUUAGUGAGCCGUUAAGUUCCGGGGUUUUUGUUUUGAUUCAUUUUUUUGGAGAGAAACCCGUCCUGCGUUAAAUAUGUCCGGACAGAGCAUCACAGACCGCAUCGCAGCGGCGCAGCACAGCAUGACCGGCUCCAGCAUCAACAAGGCUGUGUGUAAGGCCACCACGCAUGAGGUCAGCGGGCCCAAGAAGAAACACCUGGACUACCUGAUCCACUGCACCAAUGAGAUGAACGUGAACGUGCCUCAGCUGGCCGACACUCUGUUCGAGCGCACGGCCAACAGCAGUUGGGUGGUGGUUUUCAAAGCCCUCAUUACCACACACCACCUAAUGAUGUACGGAAAUGAGCGUUUCAUUCAGUACCUGGCCUCAAGAAACACUCUCUUCAAUCUGAACAAUUUCCUCGAUAAAGGAGCACUGCAAGGCUAUGACAUGUCCACCUUUAUCAGGCGCUACAGUCGCUAUCUGAAUGAGAAGGCGCUGUCCUAUCGCCUCGUAGCCGUCGACUUCACCAAGAUGAAAAGAGGUAUUGAUGGAGUGAUGCGCACCAUGAAUACAGAGAAGCUGAUCAAAACUCUGCCCAUAAUUCAGAACCAGCUGGACGCUCUGCUCGACUUUCAGGCCAACCCUAACGAGCUCACCAACGGUGUGAUCAACGCUGGCUUCAUGCUGCUUUUUAAAGACUCCAUCCGUCUGUUUGCCGCCUACAACGAGGGGGUCAUCAACCUGCUGGAAAAAUAUUUUGAUAUGAAGAAGAACCAGUGCAAAGACGCUCUGGACAUCUAUAAAAAGUUCCUGUACAGGAUGACCAAGCUGUCAGAGUUUCUCAAAGUAGCGGAGCAAGUUGGGAUUGAUCAGGGUGACAUCCCAGAUCUCACUCAGGCUCCCAGCAGUCUGCUGGAGGCUUUGGAGCAGCACCUGGCCUCUCUGGAGGGCAAGAAGACCAAAGAGUUCUCAGCAGACAGCAGAGCCACCACUUUGUCCAGCGCUGUGUCGUCCCUCUCGAACACGGGCAUGUCCUUCACUCGUGUGGAUGAGAAGGAGAAACAGCAGGCUCUGGAGGAGGAACAGGCCAGGCUGCAAGCUCUCAAGGAUCAGCGCCUAAAAGAAAUUGGCAUGCACACUCCCUCAGCGUCGCCGGGUGCUCCGUCUGCAAGCAGUGCCAACCACCACAGUGGAGCAAUGGACCUGUUCUCCAACCACAGUACUGCCCCUGUCACCAACAGCGUGCCAAACCUCACCAGCGACCUGUUCGACCUCCAGCCAGCUUUCAUCCCUGCCGUGCAGAGCACUCCAUCCAUAGCCAGCAGUGCCUGGGGAGGUAUGGAGGGCAGCACUCCCCAGCAGGCUGCACGUAUUUCCGCCAUGAAUGUAGAUUUUGAUGCAGUGUUUGGGGCUCAAGGUGCCAAUAACGAUGUGAAGCCAGCAGCUGGGUUUGAUUCUCUAGGAGACCUGUUGAAGCCCACAUUACCAGCUCACACUCAGGCUCCCAUGAUGCCCCCGCACACAGGGGGCAAGCUGCUGGCCAACGACCUCGACUCCUCCUUGGCCAACCUCGUAGGCAAUCUGCAGUUUAGUGGAUCGUCAGUCAAAAAACCGGACAUGCAUUGGACACAGCCUGGGGAAAAGAAGAUGACUGGCGGCACAAACUGGCAGUCCAAAACCAUGAGCAGCACGACUGCCUGGAGUCCUGCGCCCAUGCCACCUGCCGCCAUGCAUGUGCCCCACAUGCAGGCUCCAGCUCCAGCUCCCAUGGCCUUCCCCAUGACCCCACCUCAAGUGCCUGUGUAUGGAAUGGUUGUGUGUGUCGAACAGGUCCCUCCUCAGAUGGGCCAGAUGGGAGGGGUUCCAGUGAUGGCGCCACAGCCCAUGAUGUACCAGCCUGUUAUCAGAUCCACCAACCCGUUUGCUCCGGUUCCUGGAGCUCAGAUGCAGUUUAUGUAGUAGCGUGGUGUAGCGGAGUGCCAGACCGGACGUCAGGAUGAUCCCAGAGCGAAUCAGCAAAGAGAAGAAAUGAAGACACCACCCACCAUCACAUUCAGGGAGGAGGACUGAUGAAGCAGAAAUACAGAAGGGAGGAGAACAGGAGAAGCAAAAACAUUAUUUUUGCCAAGACUCUUCACAUUACUAUAUGACAUGGCUUUUUCUCUUUUUACACACGCACACACGCACACAAAACAACAGGGUUUUAAAUCAGCCUGUUACUAAUUUGUUUUUAUUGUUACCAUUUUUUGUUCCUGUCAUCAGCUCGUCAGUGCUUUUUAUAUAUAUAUAUAUAUAUAUAUCUCACAGGUUUAUCUGAUCAUGUCCUGAGGAUUGUAUUUUUCGCCAAUCAUUUGUUUCUAAAUCAGGUUUCAUGUCUGAAGAUGACGAUGUUACUUUACUAUGUUCCUAAGAUGGCCCUGAGCACUGUGUUUGGGUUCGAGCUGGGUGUGGAGGCCUGGGCAGGAUGCCGUUCUCCACCCAGGCUAGUCCUGUCUGGUUAGUCUACGCAGAAUGAAUCAUUCUUUAGUGAGUCUCGGCUGUGUUCUGAAGCAAACCGAAUUCGUUUAUAAUCACCGCUAAAUUCUGAUCCGUGGCAUUUGCCUGCACUUUAACUCUGCGUGUGUGUGGUUUAUUGCUGAAUUGUGUUCAUACACUGAGCUGGUCUCUGCAUGUUUGGAUGCGGUUUCACUUAUUCGUUUUUACAGUUAUAGUAAACGUGUUACAGCACGGCUGACACCGUAAACCUUCCAGUAAUCUGUCCGUCUGUCUGUCAUGUGCUGCUUCGACAUACGGACGUGUUGGAAAGCCAUAUUGGCGGUCCCACUCACGGGCUUUUGUGGCUGCUUUUAAUAUCUUUCACCACUUCUAAAAAAAAAAAAAAUAAUAAUAAUAAUAAUAAUAAUUGUAGCUCCUAAAUAUAUCUAACUAAUGUGGCCCACUCCAUGGAAACAAGAGAUUUGGAAAGGUAGAGCUCUUUUAUCUAAGCACUUACAUGCAUACCUGUGUGUGUGUGUAUAUACUGUAUAUAUGCCUGUAAACAGGGUCUUAACAUCAUGGUAAUAAUGAUAUUAGACAUACAGUAUAAUGAUUUUUUAAACAUUGCCAGUCAUUUGUUUUAAGAAACAGGGCUCUAAAGUUUGAUACCAUUUGUGUAAUUUAGACUAGAUAUUUCUAUUUCAGAUAUAAGGUUACACUUUUUUAAAGAUAUGAGUAAUAAUAAUAAUGAUAUUAAUGAUAAACCUGGCAUGCACAUGCUCACACGGUGAACUUUUGACCUUUUCUACUAUACAGUACUUAUUACCACUGUAGAUGACUACAGGUUUCCCCGAACUGAAAUACGUUUCCUUUUUCCUUAUAUUUCAGUCACAAUCUCCUAGUAUUUUAAAAUCUGAUUUGUUUCACCUGCACAAUUCAGUGAGGCACAAAACCACAUUAACAGAUUUGAUUCCGACUGCAGCACCAGCGUGUGAGAUUGGCAUGUUGACAGUCGGUAUCGGAUUGCAGCCUGAAUUCAUUAUGCAAUGCAACUUUCCCACAGGUCGAGAUGUCCAAUCACAAGAUGUCCGCAGGUUGUUAAAUUGGCUCCUUAUUCACUGGUGUGCUUUCAGGAGGAUAAACAAGAUGAGAUUUUCUCUUUUUUUUUUUUUUUGCUCAAUCUUGUUUUAGUAAUUUUGUUCUUUUUUUUAAAUCAUGUUCCAGCCGGAAAAAGUCUUGAACUUUCUAAUAAUGUUGCAUCUUCAGGGGGGAAGUUUCAGCCCAUGCAGUGUUCUCUAUAGAAACUGUAAGAACACAACGUCAUGUCACGUAAUCUGCACAUGUGUUAUUUUCAUCAGAAUGCCUCAAGUUCUUUUAAACAAAAGCAGUCAUGACGUCCCCGAACGGCUUCCAGCAAUUAAAGCUGCCAAAUUAACAGUUGUGAUUUCAAUUUGCAGUGAACAUAUGCUAUCUCUUUUUCACACCCUCCUCCCACUUUCCAGGCACACGGCCACCUAGAGUUCUCUCUCUCUCCCUCUCUCUCUCUCUCUUUCUCU